CGCAAAGGGAAAUUAAUCUUCGUUCGGAAGCAUGACUCGUUUAAAAAACGCGUGAAGUGAUUAGGGAGAUUAUAUAUGUAUAUAUAUUGUAAUUGGUUGCCUCUGUGCAGUUCUACGACCUUACCAACGUUGCCAUUAGCUAACGCUGCAGCAGAGCUAUAGUAAUGGCUGUCGAAGUUAAAAAAGAGAACAUCCCGAACCGCGAUGCAAAGGAACCAGAGCAGCUCAGAAAACUCUUUAUUGGAGGACUGAGUUUUGAAACGACAGAGGAGAGUCUACGGGCACAUUUUGAGCAAUGGGGGAGCCUCACAGACUGUGUGGUAAUGAGGGAUCCCAACAGCAAGCGGUCGAGGGGUUUUGGUUUUGUCACAUAUUCAAAUGUGACCGAAGUAGACGAUGCCAUGAAAGCAAGACCACAUAAAGUAGAUGGUCGUGUUGUUGAACCCAAGAGGGCUGUGUCCAGAGAGGACUCAAACAAACCAGGUGCACAUCUGACCGUUAAGAAAAUCUUUGUCGGUGGGAUCAAGGAGGACACAGAGGAAUAUCACAUUCGGGAAUAUUUUGAGAAAUACGGGAAGAUUGAAUGCAUUGAUAUAAUGGAAGAGCGCUCUACAGGGAAGAAGAGAGGAUUCUGCUUCGUCACCUUCGAUGACCAUGACACUGUGGACAAGAUUGUUGCCCAAAAAUAUCAUAUAAUCAACUUCCAUAACUGUGAAGUCAGAAAAGCUCUGUCAAAACAGGAAAUGAAUACUAUAUCCAGUAACCGAGGCAGGAGUGGAGGAUCAGGAAACUUCAUGGGUAGAGGAGGUGGGAACUUUGGAGGCAGUGGAAACUUUGGACGAGGUGGUUAUGGUGGAGGACGUGGUGGCUAUGCGGAUGACUUUGACAAUGGUCCAGGAGGAAACUAUGGCGGGGGGCCGGGCUACAGAGGAGGUGGAGGCGGCGGCUAUGGGGGAGGUGGUCCAGGAUAUGGCAACCAGGGUGGAGGAUUUGGUGGCAACUGUGACGGAGGUUAUGGAGGCAAUAGUGGAGGUUAUGGAGGUGGUGGAAAUUACAAUGACUUUGGAAAUUAUGGGGGGCAGCAGUCGAACUAUGGGCCCAUGAAAGGAGGUAACUUUGGUGGCAGGAACUCUGGUGGACCCUAUAGUGGUGGUUAUGGCUCUGGGAGUGGCGGUGGCGGCGGCGGCGGUGGUUAUGGCUCACGGCGGUAUUAAUUCUUGGUUGUUUUGGCUUCAGUUCUUAGCAGGAGAGGCGAGGAGGUGAGCAAAGGAGUUGUCAGGAAAGCUGCAGGUUACUUUGAGGCAGUCAUCUGAAAGCAGUAGAGGAACACAGAAGUCAGACAUUACUGCAGCUUAUCCAAGAAGUGUAUGGAAGGAGGACUGUAUGAACAAGACAUGAGUGCAGACGAUGUCCUUUCCUAUUUCUCCUAGAUGUGAACCUAAUGAGGAAGUUUUCCUUUCUGUGUCUGAAUUGUGUGUAUUGUGCCUAUUGGAUCAGGGGUAAAUUUUCUUUCUUUUCUUUCUUUUUUUAAGUCCUACAUAUUUUUGUUUAAAUUUUUUAUAUUGGUUAGUUUUAUCAUAAUGACCAGUUAAACAUACAUUUUUGAUCUUAGCAACUGUCAGAUAGCAUAGUUAUAAAAGGCCCUUCAAAAGCCAGAAGUAGUUGUUUCUUCCCUCCUAAUUUAUUAUUUCCGAAUUGCAAGUGUCAAGUGUGUAUUGAUUUGUAUGUAAAAGCACAGUGUGUAACUUUUUCAUAGUGUCAGUGUCAACAGAAAUAAACAGCUUAGAUUAGAACUAAGGGAAUCCCGCACUUCUCAUUUCUUCCAUUGAAACAGAUUCCAGAUUGUUCCCGUAUUUUUGGUUAGUGAAAGAAACGACUGAAUAAAGUUGUUUAGUAAAGUAACACAAGAUUCAGUGCAUCAUUGGUUCGGAAAAAAAGCAUGCAUGCUCAUUGUGACUGUGGUUAGCAUAUCAGCCUUUUCUGACUUGUCCCAAAUUUGGGAUUGUUAUGAAAAACAUGAUGGUGUCUGUUCAUAUGUGCAAUAUUCUGUGCUUUCACGGAUACCGUCGCCAUUUUAAAAGGGAGGUUUGAAUAGUUCCAGGGAAGGGCCCCGAGUGCAGCUUUGCCAGUGUUGAGAAGGUAGGAGUAUGAGAACCACAAGCUCCUGCAGUUUGGCCCUCAGCGUCGCUAGUGUGGAGGAUGACAAUCAGACAGGACGACUUCAGCCCCAGCACAGUGGACCAGUCAGCAUUUUGAGAGAGAAGGGAGAAGGCAGCAUCGAGCGCAACGGCCAUGGAAGGAAGUUUGCAGUGUCAUGCCUGGUAGUGAGCAUCUGUCUUUUUCCAAGGCUAGCUAAACUCCAGCAGCUGGUUCUCGCCAAGAAAGACUAGGUCCUGGACUCACUGAAGAUCCUGUUUAGUGAGAUACAGCAGUUUAACCUGCAAAUACUAGAUGUCAGACAUUGAACAAGAAAAGGGAGCCAAUAUUUCACAAAAGCUGACUUGAGAAGAUGGAUCAGGUAAGAGUAACCACUUUGCUUGAUUUACAGAUGUGGAUUUGGGCAUUCUCUUCUUGCCGAAAAUCUGUAAAGACCUGAUAACUUGGAAAGUUCUGGAUGGGUAAGACUUUUUUUUUUUUUUUUUGUAAAUAUUUUUCAAGGUUGAAUGUUGAUUAUGUACUGUGUGGUAAGGCGUACAGGGAAAUAGACUUAAGGUGAGAAUGGGAGGGUUCUUAAGUCGUCAUUCAGGUUCUUUGAAUGACCAAAUUUUCAAUUUCAAUUUUCAAAGGUGAUUUAGAAACAUUCUGUACAAAGGUAACUGACCAAGAAGAUAUGAAUCUAAAAACCUGGACAUAAAUAUAUAUUUAGCUGACACUAAACAUGCAGGUCUGAGAAGAUGAGACUGUCUUCAGCCAUGGAGACACCGGGCGUGUGACGUGUGUUCAAAAGUGCGCCCAUGGUGUUCACACUGGAUAAGCAGGGAGGGGCUUCUUCUUUUCCUACUGUUUACUAACUCAUGUCUGCCACGGUGGGUAGAGUCUUCAUGCGAAAUGUCAAAGCGCCGCAAAUCUCGCCAAUCUUGCUCCAGGAUUUUUCUUUCACAGCUCUAUUCCGAUGCAUGAAAGACUUGGUGUUAUAGAAUUCCAGCCAGUCACAGACCGCACUUGAUAAUUUUUUCUCCAUGAUCAAUUUUCAAACAAUUGGCCAUUCAAUUAAUUAAAAGACGCCAUCCAUGCCUCACUACCAAAUCAGAGUCCCUGAUUGGACACAGUUCAUCCUGGUUUAACUUUCAAACACAUUCAAGGACUGUGCAUUUUGUGCGCUGAGUUGGAAAGCGAUCGUAGAAAUUUGCGUAUCUACGUGUGAAUGCAAAAGUUUUGAACGCAGAAGAAGUCCAUAACGCUCAUUUAUACAGACUUUUCAUUGAAAGUGGCCACUUGAACGUGCAUUGCCCAGGGCGGUGUAAUCGUGGCUUCCGAUCUGAAAUAAAAUCUUAAAUUUGGAAGUAAAAAAAGGUUACUUUAAGGUUAAACUAAAGAAACAGACCUGGGCAAAAAUGUUGGCAUCAAACACGAGUUUGUUACAUAAGGGUUAUUUUUUUUGUCCACCUCCAUCACAAGGAGAACCAGUUCUCUGGCUGGAAGGAUAGCUCCAUGUUUCUGUAACUUAUCUUAAUCCAGAAUGCCUGGAUAGUCUUGGAAUGUCAUUGAACAAUCUUCUUUGCACAGAAUUGGGACACCUUGUGCCAGAUGUAACAAAGAUCAUAGACAAGCCUCCACCGUGUUUUACAUCUGACUGUCUCCUUUAGCUGGAAUGCUUUGUGAUUCUGGAGCUGAUCACCAGAAAUCUAGUCCUUCUAAAAGAAAGAAAAAAACUUCUCCCUAAAAUGUAUGUUGUGGCAAUCUUUUCUUUUUUGUUUGUUUUGUUUUUCUUUCAUCAUGAUUUUAUUUUUUAUUAAAUUUCCUCUUCUUGGUCUUCUCUUAAAAGGUCCACUUUGGAAAAACUUGUGCUUUGUCUUUUUUUGGUUUUGGAGGUUGUUCUCAGUUCCUUAACUACAUUAUCUUUUUUUUACUAUCUUUUUUUAGGCCAGUUUAGUCUUUACGUGCUUGUUUUGAAAUUCUUUUUUUGUUCAUUUUUUACUAUUUUUAUUUUAAAUCUCCUAAAGAUAACUAAUUCUUAAUCAAUGGAUCAACACAGUGACUAAUUGUCACCUUUCAGACGAUCUGAAUGUUAGACAACUAUAAUACUAUUCAGACACAGCUAAAUUAAUCAUGCUCAAAUGAAAAAUUGUGUUGAUCCUUAAGCGGUACAGUUGUUUUUGUCCAGGCCUGUUUCAUUAGUUUAGAUUUUGUUUUAUAAAAGCCCAUGUCUGUUUUUUUUUAAUUAGCUGAUUUUGAUUAGAUUUGUAUUUAUUUUCAGAAUUUUCCAGCCACAUUUGUUCUUGUGUAUAUGAUUUUUUUAAAAUAAAAUGGAAAUGAAUGAGAUGAACAGCUUUGAGAUGUUUUACUUCUAAAAAAAAAAACUAACAAUAAAAAUGUUUAAAAUAGGUCCAAAACAUUUUAAAACGGAUCAAGUGUGACAUUUUGUCAAAAGUCUAUGUUUGUGUCUCUCCAAUAUAGAACACAAAACGAAAUCAAAUGUGAAUAUCACCUAUACAGCGACAUUCACUUUUCUUUAAACGUUCAAAUAUUGAAAUCAAUACACAGAUCACUUUUUUCUGUGGAAAAGAAAAAAUUUGUAUUACCCUAACAUACUUUAUGAACAGCUUUGGCAUCAAGAACAACCACAUUGGUCACAAUAGCUAGAAGGUUGAUGCACAGCACCGUCUGUGUAUAUAGUCCUACUGAAAUAUGUAUUUUAAUAUCUGAAAGCUUUUGCUGUUUCAACAUUUGCAGGUUUGUUGCAGGAAUAAAAUCAGAGAACCCAAAAAAAGGACAUUUUCUAUGUUUAGAAAGGCAAUAAUGUGUUUCUACUGCAUUUUAUCCCAACAAAUAAAAUAGAUCAUUUUAAUACCAUUUUUAAUACCACUUUUUAAACAAAACCAAGAAAUAAACUGUUCCUAUGCAGACAUGAGAUGCUUAAACAUGCAUCAACAGAACAAAAUGAAAUCAUGAACACUAGGUAUAUAUGGAAAAAAUAUAUAAUUUUCAAGCUAAAACUAAUAUAUGGUAUACUACUAAUAGUAAAAGUACCAUUAUUCAGUGGUGUUUUCUGCAUUUUUAUUUCUAAUCACAUUGAUUUAGCUCAUCACUAAGGUCUGCAGAAACCAGAUAACGGCCAUAAAGGGAAGAAGUACUGAGGCAGAAAAACAUGGCGAGCAUUGGUCUCUGUUAUAAAGUUACUGUGUAUAACGCCAUUUACUAUUUAAGCUCUGGUUAAUUUGUUGAUUUCUAUUCAAUGCGUUGGUGCUUCAUUAAAUUGAAACUAUUUUUGUAGAACACGUUUUAUGUCCUUUUAUUUUAGAAAACUUUUUUUUUUUUUUAUGGUCUCCUUUCAUUGACGAUCUGCAAAUAUCUGUUGUGCAAUAAAUCGAGUUUGU
Oryzias latipes (Japanese medaka) is the source of this 5537-nucleotide messenger RNA. RefSeq names its product heterogeneous nuclear ribonucleoprotein A3 (gene hnrnpa3). Gene Ontology annotation, biological process: mRNA splicing, via spliceosome. Gene Ontology annotation, cellular component: catalytic step 2 spliceosome. NCBI's taxonomy places the organism in Eukaryota, Metazoa, Chordata, Actinopteri, Beloniformes, Adrianichthyidae. The record is from RefSeq and is a predicted model, not a curated record. Gene Ontology annotation, molecular function: mRNA 3'-UTR binding.